Talpa occidentalis (Iberian mole) is the source of this 969-nucleotide messenger RNA. RefSeq names its product membrane spanning 4-domains A18 (gene MS4A18). Gene Ontology annotation, cellular component: plasma membrane. Lineage: Eukaryota; Metazoa; Chordata; Mammalia; Eulipotyphla; Talpidae. Gene Ontology annotation, biological process: cell surface receptor signaling pathway. Bases 1 to 684 code for a protein of 227 amino acids. The transcript has 9 exons. The record is from RefSeq and is a predicted model, not a curated record.
AUGCCAGCACUGUCCUGCCAGCAGUACCAGACCAGACUGCAGAGGUCCACAGAGUCUGAAGAAGGAACAGCCAAAGGCACGCCACAAAUACAAGGUGAUCCCCGACUCAACCUUCUGCAGUCUCAGGAUCUGCUCGUCACAAAGGCCACUCUCCCAGUGAAUUGUCCACCAUGGCCAAGCAGGAGCUUCGGACCAACGGUCGUGCAGAUCCUCAUCGGCCUGAUCCACAUCUUCUCUGCAGUCAAGCCUUGGGAGUAUUACCGAUAUUCUAUAACUGCAAUAUCAGGGUACCCGGUCUGGGGAGGCAUAUCCUUUAUUAUAUCUGGAUCCCUCUCGGUGUGUGCUGAAACGGACCCCGACCCUUGUCUGGUCAACGGCAGUGUCGGCAUGAAUGUGGUCAGCGCCAUUUUCUCUCUGGCUGGCAUCAGCAUUCAGCUUACAGAUAUGUUCAAGUACCCGCCCUACGGGGUGAUUUUCUCAGGUAGUCUCCUCCCGUUCGCCCUGCUGGAGUUCUGCCUCGCCUGUAUGGUCUCACAUUUGGGGUGCCAGGCCGUGUGCUGGAAUAAAUAUUUGUACGUCACCCCGGUUCCAUUGACUGUCGUCAACACAGUCAACGCAGCCAACACCACCAACCCGGCCGGCGCUGCCGCCAGCCCUGUCAAGCCGACUUACUGCAGUGCUUAGCUGGGUAUGCCACCCGCCCUAGUGCUGUCGCUGAUUAUUCCCAGGGCUAGAGAACACGGGACGUCUGUUUCAAUGACAAGGAGGAACCGUCACCGCAGGAUCUUCCUUCUCCCCAAGCCCUCCACGACCUUCACGCCAGCACUCAGCCGGGCCAGCACAAACAACCAUUUUUCCUUCUUUAUUCCUAAACUGCCUUCUUAUUUUUUAUUGAUGUCUUUUUAAAAUUCAUUCAUAGUCUCCUGGUGGUUCUGGGCAUCUUUUAACCUCCAUUAAAAAAUGCAGACU